CCCAGGGGGACUGGAAGGAAGAAAUGCAGGAUGCCUGGCAGAGAGUCGAGAGAUUCUUUCAAAAUCUUUGCUUUCGAGAUCUGCUGGUUCUGGACGAAGAAGUCAGGGUGCUGAAGGUGGUGAAGAAUUUGAAUCACCUCUGAAGUAGCUAUCAUAACAUUUUAAGCAACAAAGAAAAUGCCUAGAACAAAGUUGGACUGAAACUAAAGACCUUAUUGAUAAAUAAGUUUACCAGUUAUGAAUGGUGAAUUACCGGGCGGCUCUUUGGGGAAGGGCACAACGCUGAACCACAGCUCCGACCUGGACAUGGUUCUGUUCCUGAGCUGCUUUACCAGCUUCCAAAAGCAGGCAAGCCUCCGAGGAUUCAUCAUUGACUUCAUUGAGAAGAGAUUUGAUCACUGUAGUGAGAGCCUGGCCUACAACAUCGCUGUGGUUCACCACAGACCGGGACCCAGAGAACCUCGCUCCCUGACUCUACAGGUCCACCCCAGGAAGAGCAGUGAUGUCAUUCGCAUGGAUGUGGUCCUGGCCUUUGAUGCCCUGGGAUCCCUUUGCCUGGACUCUAAACCAGCACCAGAAAUCUAUGAAGAUUUAAUAAAAAGCUGCAGCCAUCCUGGGGAGUUUUCACCAAGCUUCACAGUGUUACAGAGGGACUUUGUGAAAAGGCGCCCUAUUAAACUGAAAAACCUCCUGCGGCUGGUGAAGUUCUGGUACCUGAAGUAUGUGAAACCUCAGUACCGAAAAGUAGCUCUGCCCCCAAAAUAUGCACUGGAGCUACUGACCAUCUAUGCCUGGGAAAUGGGAACUGACCAACAAGAGAACUUCAACAUGGAUGAAGGACUUCUGGCUGUGAUGACACUCCUCAGGGAUUAUGAAGACAUUUGCAUAUACUGGACCAAGUAUUAUGAUUUCCAAAGUGAGAUUGUCAGAAAUUUUAUCAAACAACAAUUGAAGAAGAGCAGGCCCAUUAUCCUAGACCCAGCUGAUCCCACCAACAACCUAGGCAAGGGAAGAAGAUGGGAUCUGGUGGCCAAAGAGGCUGCUUACUGCCUGCAGCAGGCCUGCUGCUUGACUGAAGACCCCAGCCAGGCCUGGCAUGUACAGCAAGCACGGGAUGUGCAGGUGACAGUGAAACAGGCAGGGAAAGAGGACUGGACACUCUCAGUGGAUCCCUACAGCCCUAUCAGGAAGAUGAAGGCAGAGAUCAAGAUGAGAAAUGACAUCUGUGGGUAUCAGCGUCUCUCCUUCCAGGAGCCAGGAGGGCAGAGGCAGCUGCUCGGCAGCCGGCAGACCCUGGCACACUAUGGGAUCUUCUCUAAGGUGAACAUCCGGGUGUUGGAGACCUCCCUUGAUGAAAUCCAGGUCUUUGUGAAGGAUUCUAGUGGCCAGAGCAGGCCUUAUGCCAUAAAUCCUGAUGACACUAUCCUUGACUUGAAAGAGGUAAUUGAAGAAGCUGGAGGACCUUGUGUGGAGGAUCAGAUAUUGAAGUUCCAGGGUCGGAAACUGAAAAAUGAUCAGUGCCUUGAAGACCUAGAGAUCAAAGAUUGUGACACCAUCCUGCUCAUUAGGAGAAGCUGAAAGUCCCCAGGACUCCCUGUGGUCAGGCUGCUCGUGAUGUAGACUCCUAUGGUCCUGUUCCCCCAUCCCACCCCUUUCUACUCACUGUGCUCUUUUUGAAGCCUAAAUAUGAACACACCCCUCCCCUGCCUAAAAGUCUUCAGUGUCUCCCCAUUACCUACAGAGUGAAGUUCAAGUUCCUCUCCUUGACAUUCAAGAUCCCUUCCUUACCCCUCAAUCUCUCCUCACCUUCUAAAGCACACCAGAUGUUCCCUAACACUUGCAAUUCCAGAACACUAACUGCUGGGUCACAACUCCAUCACUUUAGGUCACCUGUCCAUGUUUCCAUCUUUCAAUCCCCAAACAUCUAAAUCACUGAAUCUCAAAGUAUGAACCUCACACCAGCAGAAUCAGGAUCACUUCGGAACUUCUUAGAAAGGAAAAUUCUCAGCUUCUCUCCCAGACUUAACCUGAGUCAGACUCUCAGGUGGUCAGACUCAGCAGCUUGUGUCUUAAUAGGCCUUCCAAGUAAUUUUAAUGCGUGCUCCAUUUGGAUACCACUGCUGUAUGCUCCAUACAGUUGGCCAACUCAUCCUCUUCCUUUAUCAUUUCCCUUCACUCAGAUUUAACUUCCCUGAAAGUACCUGAAGCCUUCACUGUGUUCCUUUGGAUCAUCUAUUCCCUGGUCUAACGAAACUUGCCAAAAACUAUGUCUUAGUGCUUGUCCCCUGUGUUCUACAAUGGUACCUGCCCAGUAUCAACCCUUGGCACAUACUUGCUAAAUAAAGGAAUGAGCCAAAAAAAA
Heterocephalus glaber (naked mole-rat) is the source of this 2362-nucleotide messenger RNA. RefSeq names its product 2'-5'-oligoadenylate synthase-like protein 2. Gene Ontology annotation, cellular component: cytosol; nucleoplasm; membrane. Gene Ontology annotation, molecular function: 2'-5'-oligoadenylate synthetase activity; protein binding; double-stranded RNA binding. Lineage: Eukaryota; Metazoa; Chordata; Mammalia; Rodentia; Bathyergidae. The record is from RefSeq and is a predicted model, not a curated record. Gene Ontology annotation, biological process: regulation of ribonuclease activity; negative regulation of viral genome replication; defense response to virus.